Molecule: messenger RNA, 9296 nt
Organism: Pocillopora meandrina
Lineage: Eukaryota; Metazoa; Cnidaria; Anthozoa; Scleractinia; Pocilloporidae
Source: the annotation of a GenBank genome assembly
AUGCUCUCAAGGAAGAAGCCGGCCGUAGGCCCUGGGUCAGGAAACACCGUGUCAUCUGCUAAGGAGUCAAAAAAGAAACGCAAGUUGCCAAAAUUGGAGGAUUUUUUACAAAUGAGAGACUAUACUGGAGCUAUAACUUUAGCAGAGGUAAUGGGAAUUCGAUCCUUAAAUUUCAAAUAUGUAAAAUUUUAGAGUUUUUCCUUGGCAAUAUGGUGGAAUGAAGUCGGAACAGGGACGUUCCAUUUUUACACACAAACCCAGCCACCCCCUCCCUCUCCUGAUGAAGAUGAUUGUCUUUUUUUCCCCUACAGAGGAUAAAUAUUUUUUUCGGUGAAGCCAACAAAAUUUGGAGCUCUUGGCUGAAAAACUGAAAUUCUUCCCAUUCGAAAUUCCAUUUUCAAAAUUUUCUUUUGGAUGAUAAUGAAUAUACAUAUAAAAGUGAAUAAAUAAAUACUGAAUGUACCAGGGCAGUACAUAAACAAGUUGCGUGAAGCAAGUGCAUGAAGCACUUGUUUAUGACAAUUUUGGUUUUUUUUUCUGUCCAUCACCUGAAUUUAUCCGUGCUACAUGUACAUCUAUUUUUCAAAAUUCUAGUUUAACCGCAACUCUGGAAAGGGAAGUGAAGAGACAAAUCUUUGGAUUGCAUACACAGCAUUCCAUUUAGGAGAUUACAAGAAAGCCAUGGAGGUAAAGUUCUGGAAAGAUAACAGCUAUGCAUUAGUCAAAACAACUGAUAUAUCAAUAAAUUCUCUUAACUGGUUUACAGAAGAAAGUACUAAUAAUGCAUGGAGAACCCUAACCCUAAGCUCAUCUCUUGAGGUACUGAGUUAUUACUGAAACCACAAAAAUAAUUCUAGCCAAAAAGUUAAGCCACUGAUUAGUGUUAUUUUCAUCUUGAUUAGGAGUAUCUGGCUCUAACAAAAAGUGAAGCUUGCCAUCCAGAUGUGUGGGUAAAUCUUGCAUGCUGUUAUUUUUUCCUUGGAAUGUACAAGGAGGGUGAUGAGAUGGCUUUAAAAGGUAAGAAAUGUUGUUUGAGAUAUAUGUAUCAACUAUUGCAGAUAGAAAUGUUGUCUGAUGGCAGUCUUUUACCAAAUAUGUGACUAGAAACAUUGACUACAGUUUCAAGAUUUUGUUGGACUUUCUGAAGGUUAUAAAUUAUUAAUAAUACUAAUUUGUUGAACAUAUUUUUUCAAAUUUCAUCUUAAAAAUAUUUUAAGAAACAUUAUCAUGAAUGAAUUUGAAAUGAAGGUUUUUGCAUUUUGAUAUGUCUACAGAUUGGUUUAACAAUACUUUGUGUUUUUGACAUGUCAAAACAAUUUUUAGGUCCAAAGAGUAGACUUCAAAACAGGCUGUCAUUUCACUUGUCACAUAAGGUAAUAUCAAAGUUGUUUAAUUUAAUUCUGACUAAAUGUAUAUUGGUUAUUUAAUUCCAAGCAUUUCUCACAUCACUAUGGUGUAUACAGUAGAACCCAUACUGGUAAUUGUUGAUUUUUUUGGGUUAACAGACAAGUCUAAGGUUGCAAAACAAACUUGAUAUUUAAUUUCUACCCUUUCUAAUAAUGAUCAGGUUCUUCAGAGGGAAUCAUCAUUAAGUUGUAUUCCUGUUUAAGGGACUAUUCUGCUGUACAUUUCUGGCACAAAAGUAUAACAAAUGCUCUCCCAUCUUAGGUCAGUAACAUGCAUGCUCUUCCCAGACUCCUAUGGCCAUGCUAACACUACAAAUUCGUAUAUGGAAUCCCAACAUCACUCAUUUAUAGCUUGAUUCAUUCUCUGUGUAUCACUCAAUUAUUUCUGGAUAUUUCAUCAUCAUUAAUAGUUUAAUGACGAGAAAAGACUGAUGACCCAUCAUCAAGCCUUACAAGAUAUUAUUGAGGACCAGGUAAUUGAAGACAAGAAUGUACAAAAUGUUAUUAAAAAAUAUACAUUUUUGGAAAUAAUAAUGUGUUUCCAAAUUUCAUGUGCUCUUCUAUAAAAUGCUUUUUAUAUUUGUUUUAAAUCAAACAGCUCAGCCUAGCCUCUAUCCAUUACCUGAGAAGUCAUUACCAAGAAGCUAUUGAUAUUUAUAAGAGAAUUCUUCUUGAUAACAGGUAGAGUACAACAAGCAUAGGAUAGUCCACAUACCAUUAGUACAACUGUUAAAAUAAUUUAUGACUACUGGACCAGGUACAUAGAAUUUAAGUCAUAUUCAAAGAUUGCACAAGGUAUGAAAGUACUGGAAAGUGAUUUGUAGAACUAUUACUGCAAGGUAAUUUAGUGUUAACAACUGAGUUGAAAACGUAAAUUAGCCACCAUAAAGGGUAAAAAGCUGGCGUUUCUAGUGUUAGCCCUUUGUCAGAGCGAUUGGGUGAAGGGCUAACGCUCGAAAUGUCAGCUUUUUUACCCUUUAUGGUGGCUAAUUUACGUUUUCAACCCAGUUGUUAACAAUAAAUUACCUGCUAUACUCUCCCACUGACGCAGCACCACAAUUUCUUCAGAAACUUACCCCUUUAUUACUUCAAGGACUAGCUGUCUUACAGGAGUUGCUGUUGCUAGCAGAAAAAAAUUGACAACUAAAUUUGCUGGGAAAGUCUUCAAUUUGUUAACACAAUUGCUUAAAAUAAAAAUAGUCAAUCACAUGCAGUAUGAUUAUCUACUACUAACAGUUUUUAAAAUUUUGCACUGUUCAGUUUCAAUUGAUUGUUUUUUUUCCUGUAGGGAUUAUUUGGCCUUGAAUGUGUAUGUUGCCUUGUGUUAUUACAAACUCGAUUAUUAUGAUGUCUCUCAGGUAAUUGUUCUAUGUCUGUUCAAGCUUUCCUCUUUGUGCUUGUUAAUUUAUUACUGAAUUUAAAGCAAGUAAACUGAGUACUUUUAUUUGAAUGCUGGGCUAAUAAAUUGAGAUUCUAAAUGUUGUUUGGAAAUCAACAUUUUCUUUUAAAGUAGAUUUUAAAAUGAUUGGUGUGAACAAAAAUUACAACCACUGUUAAUAAUGUUGUUAUCAAUGGUAAAUUUAUGGGACAGCCAUGGAUUACAACUUGUAGAUAAAUUUAUAAGAAUAAUUUAAACCAGUCAGAAAUGUGAUGGGUUUUUUUUUGUGAGAAUGGUUGUGCAGAACUGAUUUGCACUUUCUACUUAAUUUGUAGGAGGUACUAGCUGUUUACUUGCAGCAUUAUCCUGACAGGUAAACUGACAUCACUCUGUACAAUCAGGGUCCAGUGGAAUAAUCUCAAAUAUUAGUACUCUACUCUUGUCACAUUAAGCCUGGUUUUCACUUAUGAUGGGGUCAGAGUCAUAAUCAGUGUGUAGAGUUAUAUGAUGUAGUGAAAACGGACAUGGAGAAGUUGCGAAUGAAAAUCCAUUAAUGUUACCCUGCACUUUAUCUAUAGUAGGGGCUUUAGUUUUGUCGAAGAGACGUGUGGGAAAAAAAAAUGUGAGCUCAGCUUUUAGGCUAGCCUAAAUAUAUAUAUUAUGAUGUAGUGAAAACUGGAUUGUCAGAGUGGUAAGCCUUUGGAUGGUGUGAGAACUGGCCUUUUUUUUUUGGUUGGAUCUUCCACUUCUGCUUACAACUCCAACAAUCUUGGUUUCACUGGACCACAAGUGUCAAUAUCAUAAGGGGAAUCGAAGGAGAAUGAAAUUGUAUUGAACAGAUACUUCCACUUCUGAUUCCAUCUUAAGUUUAUGACUCUGCUUAUGACCUCUACCAUUUUUGAUUUCCACUAAGUUGGAAGUGCUCUCACCACCAUGACAAUGACUUGGUUAAACUUCAUCUCAACUCCAUUGCCAGUCAAAACCAGCCAUGAGUCUUGGAAAUUUGUGAAAUGCUUGAUAAUCAAUUUCUUCUAUCUUUAGUUUAAGUCUCAACCUAUCCUUUUGGUUUCAGUGCCACUGCAGUAAACUUGAAAGCAUGUAACCACUUUAGACUCUACAAUGGGAAAGCAGCUGAGGUGAAAAGUGCUAUAAUUACUCAGUGACAGUUUUCAAUUUCUUUCUGAAAACUUUAUUGAACUGUAUUCUUUGACAUUGGGAGAGCUCAGUAGAAAACUGCUUAGUGCUUAUAUUUUGCAUCUCACUGAGACUGUGAUCAGCUCACUUAUCUCAUUAGCAGUUUGUAUUCAAUGAACUGUAUUUAAUAGUUUGUUUUACUCUUUUGUUAUCGCCUGACUGUCUACUUGACAUUCUAAUGGUACUGUAUCAGUUAGUCACCUUUCAGUCAUGAGCAUAUUCAUAAAAAGGAGUAGAUAAGUAUCAAGAGUGAAUAAUAUUAUUAACCUAUGCCAUCUUGAGAUUAACUAUGAACAACUUUCUUCUCAGGGUGAGCUCAAGACUCUACAAGAGACAGCAAGUCCUUCUUUUAGCUUUGCCAAUGAUCUCAUUAAGCACAAUCUGGUGAGUUGUGCAAACUCUGCAAAUAUUUCAAAGAACAAGGAGAAGAGUCCUUACAUGUAGAUAGUGAAAUGUGCAUUUGAAGAAAAUUAAAUAACAUUACAUACAACCUGUAGCUAGAACAGAGACAAAGGCAAAUGCUACAUGAAGAAGCAAGGAGACCCAAGGUCAUUGAGGGAAUUGAUCUUUCACUGGACCUAAGGAUUCUUGCCCUAAAGCCUGAUCUAGCAUUCCUGCAACGGAUGUAUGUAAAUUUUACUUUUCUGUCUCCUUUUAUUUACCAGGUUGUUUUUAGAGGUGGUGAAGGUGCCUUACAAGUUUUACCACCCCUGGUGGAUGUCAUUCCUGAAGCUCGCUUGAAUUUGGUAAGUACAUGUUCUAAUAGUCUUCAAAAGUACAUCUUAACUAGUAAUCAGCUGAAAUGUUGAAAAAUCCCUUCCUAAUCUGUUUCACCUUGUGGCUUGCUAAUGUUUGUCAUAUUUUUUGUUCCAUUUUGUAGGUUAUCUAUUACCUGAGGCAAGGUGAGAAGCAAGGGUUAUUUUGAAAUUUGAAAAUAAACAGUGUAAAAGAGUUCAUUUUUACACUGAUAAUUAAUUUUUUAUGUGUACCUGUUUCAUCAGAUGAUGUUGUGGAAGCUUAUAAUCUUAUCAAAGAUUUGGAACCUACAACUCCCCAGGUAGACUUGAAUUACAAUUUUUGCAUAGAGCUGCCUUGUUUGCUAGAAAACUGAGGCCUUGUCUUGUUUCAUUGUAGGAGUACAUCCUAAAGGGUGUGGUCAAUGCAGCUUUGGGACAGGAACAAGGAUCUGUAAGUUCAGCUUCUCCUUAUCACUGUCACUGCCUCUUGUUGUUACUGUGCUGUAGAAAAUUGAAGAUAUUUGUUUUAUUGUUUUAGAGGGAACACUUGAAGAUUGCUCAGCAGUACUUUCAGCUUGUUGGUGGAUCAGCUAGCGAAUGUGGUACGUUUUGCUCUUUUCUGUGUAUCUUACAAGACAGGGGAGACAUUUACGUUACUGUAGCAGUGGUUUAUUUUUUGAAAAGCGCUUCAUCAUUACGGUGAAACCGUUAAAUAAUAAGGUUUGCUUGGGUAGGCAAACACCCCAGAAGUAAGUCCAGAAUAAAUUACAAAGGAUCGCGUCUGUCUAUGAAUGGAGAAGCUAAGCGCGAAUCACAGAUUUCGCUUAUAAAGUUUAGGUUUGUUGACGAAACCGUGAAUGACUUACUUUUAGUGAGGAGAGGGCCAGCACUCUAGUUUCCAAAUAACCACAGGGUAUCAGUUUGUGGAAGGGUUAUAACUGAGGGAAUCUCUGAGUUGUUGGAUUUGCAGAAAGUAUAUCUAUGGUUGACAGUAUUUUUAGGAAAAAUGCAGGAGGAAAAACAUUGAUCGCUCAAUUUUCUCUGCUUUUAGGUACACUAUAUCCCACUCUUUCAAUUUUGUACCAUUUAUUGCCAGCCACUGUAAUUUUUUUUCUUUUCGUUGAGUUUUGGAUGCAUAUUAGCUGUCUAUUGUUUUCCCAAUAUAGAUACCAUUCCAGGAAGACAGUGUAUGGCAUCGUGUUUUUUCCUUUUGAAACAGUUUGAAGAUGUCCUUAUUUACCUCAACUCAAUCAAGGUAAGAAUCAGGUCAAAAGCUAAUCUGCGUCGAAUGAUAAUUGCUGUACUUGCGACCAACCAUUCUUUUACUCUCAUAAGCUAUCGGUGAGGGAGUCAGUUAGCAAGCAAAGAGUGAGAGGGAACACCUUAAUUUUGUAUUGACCAUUCGAACGCACAUGAUGGGUUUCACUCAAUAUGUCUUGAUACAUGUAGAUAAUUUGAUUUUUUUUAAUCAACUGAGUUGACAAUGUAAAUUGGCCACCGUAAAGAGUUUCGAAAGAUGACGUUUUGAGCGUUAGCCCCUCGUCAUUCGCUAAACUAGGAUAACGGCGAAGUAACCGAAGUAAUCGGUAUGUCGGCGAGUUGACCAAAGUCGUCGGCGAGUUGACAUGUCGGCGAAGGGACCGUGUACCAUUUACUUUGUUAACUCAGUAGGUAAAACCAAAUUAUCUCACAACAUUCCCCACUGAUCAGAAGCAGUACCACCGUUUCUUUAGAAACUUUCCCCCUUUACUUAGGUCCUAUUAGAAUCACAUUUGAAAACACUUGUAAGUCUAAUAGACGAUUGAAUACUUGUGCCUCUAACAGUGCCUAGAACCCCUACUGGUGCGUGGGGCGUGCACGAUUAGCGAGGAUCCUUAUUUUGGAACUUAGCAGCGGUUUAGGUUUAAGACUGACUGUGAAAACGUAGGCAAACUUACUCGAAACGUGCCAGCGAGAAUCUCUCAGAGUCCCGUGACUGCUGCAAGACAAGUUUUGUGGCUAAAGUCUUUGUUGUCUCUUUAUGUCAGAGUUACUUCUACAAUGACGAUACGUUCAAUUUUAACUACGGUCAAGCUAAGGCGGCUGUUGGCAAUUACAAAGAAGCUGAGGAGGUAAGUUGUUAUUAAAUCAAUUGUAAAUUGUUGUUCUGUUAUGUUAUUAUUCUACAGGUUGUGUUGAUUAUUUCUUCUUCUCGACUGUCUUAUAGAUCUUUUUGCUCGUCCAGUCUGAAAAAAUAAAAAAUGACUACACAUACCUGAGCUGGUUGGCGCGAUGCUGUAAGUAGAUUCAGAUAAUUAUAACAGUUAAGAAUAUAUUUUUUUUUAGCCUAAUGAUCAGAGGCUUUUUAGAGAAGGAGGAUUAAUUCUUGGAUGAGCGCGAGGUGGCGAAUGCAGGCCUUGUUAAGUUUUAUUUAAGAAUGAUACUGUUCAAAGAGAAUUGAUAGUUUAAAAGCCAGACAUACAUGCAAUUCACUGUCAAGUAAAUGGAACGGCGGAUAAUCGUCUUGGCGUCCUAAAACAAUUUGGCACCUCAGAUAUAAGGAAGGUGGUGAUACCGGACCCUUCUAAGGAACAAUUCUUUCGUUAUUCCUACUAAGUAAAUAAAUGCCUAAAUUGGAAAGUCUUCUCUACCUGCGACUCGAAUUUUCUUUGAAUGUAACGGACUGGAACUCUGUUGAAUUGUCUAGACAUUAUGAACCACAAAGCCCGCCCUGCAUGGGAACUGUACCUGAAGAUGGAGACAUCCGGGGAAUCAUUUAGUUUACUGCAGCUUAUCGCAAACGACUGUUACAAAGUAAGUUCUCUACUUGGUUUCAAAGGAGCUAUUAUCGCUUUCUGCGCAAUCGACCUACUUUACUAAACUUUAACCACUUAUCCCUAACAUCAGUAUCCUACGGGUUGAAGAUGCUUAACCUUGAGGUAACUUUUCAACUUUACUGGCCGAAAAAAAAAUAAACAAAAUAAACAAAACAAAAAACACAGUGACACUGUUAAAGAAGAGAUCGAUUGUAGCAAGGAACCUGGUUGAACGAACUUUAUUCAUGAAACCUUGAUAGGAGAAAAUGUAUAUGAGAUACGCCUAGGAUUUUUCGAGAUUUCGAGAUGACUAUGUCUCCGUCACACCUUUUUUAUUUGUUUUAGAAAGUCGUUACCUUUUUUUCUUUUUUUUUUCCCUCCACAGAUGGGUCAGUUCUACUACGCUGCUAAAGCGUUUGAUGUGUUGGAGAGACUGGACCCUAACCCAGAGUACUGGGAAGGAAAGAGAGGGGCCUGUGUUGGAAUCUUCCAGCAAAUCAUCGCUGGUCAUGAACCCAGGUCGGUGUUGAAACGUGUUUGUUUGCUUGUGGGAAUUAUAGGUGCUUGAAUCACAUGCUUGAAUUUCAGGUAUUCUGACAUUAUUUUUUUAAUGUGACCACUUCAACUUGCUCUUGUCGAGGAUUCUUUGACGAUCGGUUGCCUUCAUACGGCUUUUAAAUUUGUUUUCCUUUGGACAAACCUCCCACCAAUAGUUUCUCGCCACGACGCCUUUUCUUAGCUCAAGUUUCUAGAUUUGAUUCUUACUUCUCCUCGCAAAUUGUCUUCUAAUUUUUUGAAUUAGUAAUGAGAAUUUGGUGUUAUAUCAAUGUGACCCACUCUAACCGAUUAGUUUGUUAACUCUCCCCACCUGUUUACAGGGUUAUGAAAUGUUAUGUAAGAAGUUAAAUGUUUAUUACCACUGGGGAUUAAUAGUUGAUUAUUUGUUCCAGGGAAACACUAAGAGACAUUCUCCAGAUCCUCCGAAACACCGGAAACCCUCAAGUGGAAUACAUCAUCCGUACCAUGAAGAAAUGGGCAAAGGAGAACAGAAUACCUGUAACGUAAACCAGCCGAAAGGCUUGCCAAGACAUAAAUUAUCUGCACUUUAAUUUAAAAAGUCGUUUCUGUCAGUGUGAAGUGUACAGAUGAAGUUCCAACGGAGUUUGAGUUCCAUAACAGUGCAUUUUAAAGCCCUUACCGUGUUCGUAAAGGUCUGAUUCAAAUCUUUAGCGAUAACAGUCAUAACGUCCCUUAAACCGAAAAACCGUCAAUGAAAACGUGGGAUGACUUGAAAAAACAUUGUCAUGGAUAGCACGAAGUUUUGUAACGUAUUUGAAAGGGACGCUCACUCAUCUUUGUGGAAUGUAUGAUUUGUAAAUAUACAUUAAUUAAACGUUAUUUAACCAGUUGACUGUGUAGUCUGAGGAAAUGAAUAGGCAGCCACGUUUGCCAUACACCCCUCGCUCGCAAGUUCAGCUCUAGAAACGCUUUACAGUAGCCAAUUUAUAUUAUUAACCAAGUUGAUAAAACCAAAUUAUCUAACAAAUAUGUAAUCUUAAUAAAUUUUAUGCAAAUUAUCAAAAGGCGACAAACUUUAGAAAACGAAAGAACAUUUAUUGAUUUGAUGAUCCACUUCAACUUGUGGUAAAAUAAUCGCCUUCCAACUUUUAUAAAAGAAAUUUGUUUAGCAGAUACAAAUAUAAGGCAUCUCUAACAGCCCAGGAAAAGAAAACACUGAUCUUCUUAACAUCUAAGAAAUCUUCAAACCAGCAAUGGAAGAUUCCAG